AUGCAGUGUUUGCAGGAGUGUACUAGAUACAAGACUGACAAGGAUAUAUGCCUGUGUGUGCUGGCUUAUAUUUAUUUGUGUCAGAGGGACAUCGCUGGCGGAUGGUCCCACCACACCAGGGGACUGAGUGUCAACAACAGGAGGGCGGUGACCUCAUCAAACCCAGGAAGCUGCCAAAUCCAGUCCUGGCUUCCCACCAACACCGAGCCCUUCACCAAGAGCUGCUAUUCUGCCACAGAAGGUGAGGAAACACUGCGCUCUGUACCUGCCAUCUGUAACCAGGUCACACAGGCAGUAGGAACGGGCCGAUCCAUGUACACACAAGUGGGAUAUGAUAAGUCAAGAGGUCUACUGCCCAGAAAAAGGACAGAGCAGCAGUGUGUGCUGGAGCGCAGACAGCAAGAGCAGAACAAGCAGAGCGAGCUGGCCCUCUGUCCUCCCUCUGACCUGGAGAUGAAACUCUGUGCAAGGCUAUGAGCUGGAAGAGGAGAAGAGGAGUGAGAGCCUGCAGAACGAACCUGAGUUUGUUCGUGUGAGACGAACCCUGAAGUGUAUCCAAACCUUUUCCUAGUGACGAGCACAGUAAAUGGACAAAUUAAUUCAUCACAGAUUGGCAAUUGAAUAUAUUUCGGAUUGGAUUAAUCAAAAUUCAGCUCCCUUAUUUUAAUACUAAUGUUUAAGCAUAAUGGAUCAUGUAGAUUCACACGGCAGUUUGGAAUUUCCCAAUGUAACAUGCUUGAUGUCCAUCAUCCAUCAUCCAUCCAUCUUCAUCUGCUUAUCCUGGGUCGGGUCGCGGGGGCAGCAGCUCCAGCA
This is a messenger RNA of Micropterus salmoides (largemouth bass), 813 nucleotides long. RefSeq lists its product as uncharacterized. Lineage: Eukaryota; Metazoa; Chordata; Actinopteri; Centrarchiformes; Centrarchidae. The transcript is spliced from 3 exons. The record is from RefSeq and is a predicted model, not a curated record. Bases 1 to 477 code for a protein of 158 amino acids.